Talaromyces proteolyticus is the source of this 1047-nucleotide messenger RNA. Its product is annotated as putative DNA repair protein RAD51. Lineage: Eukaryota; Fungi; Ascomycota; Eurotiomycetes; Eurotiales; Trichocomaceae. The coding region runs from base 1 to 1047 and encodes 348 amino acids. Gene Ontology annotation, biological process: mitotic recombination; mitotic recombination-dependent replication fork processing; chromosome organization involved in meiotic cell cycle. The transcript is spliced from 4 exons. The record is from RefSeq and is a predicted model, not a curated record. Gene Ontology annotation, molecular function: single-stranded DNA binding; double-stranded DNA binding; ATP binding. Gene Ontology annotation, cellular component: condensed nuclear chromosome.
AUGACUGGCGAAGUUGAGCAACAUAUGGACCAUGAUGACGGCGGUCUGCCAGGCCCCGGUGCACCCACACCCCUCACAGCUCUCGAGGGAAUUGCCGGUUUGACGGCGAGAGAUGUUAAACUGAUAAUUGAUGGAGGGUUUCACACGGUAGAAUCAGUUGCUUAUACACCAAAACGGGUAUUAGAACAGAUCAAGGGUAUUUCUGAACAGAAAGCUACCAAAAUUCUAGCCGAAGCUUCCAAGCUCGUUCCAAUGGGUUUCACUACCGCCACAGAAAUGCAUGCUCGCCGAAGUGAGCUUAUCUCGAUCACUACUGGUUCGAAACAAUUAGAUACUCUCUUAGCAGGAGGUAUCGAGACCGGUUCGAUCACCGAAAUCUUCGGAGAGUUUAGAACAGGGAAGAGCCAGCUGUGUCAUACACUCGCCGUCACAUGUCAGCUCCCAUUCGACAUGGGCGGCGGUGAAGGGAAGUGCCUGUAUAUUGAUACCGAAGGUACUUUCCGCCCAGUCAGGCUGUUAGCCGUUGCCCAGCGAUACGGUCUUGUAGGAGAGGAGGUCCUGGAUAAUGUUGCCUAUGCCCGGGCCUACAACUCAGAUCAUCAGCUUCAACUUCUCAACCAAGCAUCUCAGAUGAUGUGCGAAACUCGAUUCUCGCUGCUCAUCGUUGAUUCUGCAACUGCUCUUUAUCGAACGGACUUCAACGGCCGUGGGGAGCUAUCCAACCGGCAGACUCAUCUCGCCAAGUUUUUGCGAACACUGCAGCGACUAGCGGAUGAGUUUGGAAUUGCGGUGGUCAUUACCAAUCAAGUCGUGUCUCAAGUAGACGGUGGCCCUAGCUCAAUGUUCAAUCCAGAUCCAAAGAAGCCCAUCGGUGGAAACAUCAUUGCUCACGCGAGUACGACUCGACUAAGUUUGAAGAAAGGACGGGGAGAAACCAGAAUAUGCAAGAUCUACGAUAGUCCCUGUUUACCUGAGAGUGAUUGUUUAUUUGCAAUCAAGGAAGACGGAAUUGGCGAUCCUAGUCCCAAGGAUCUUGAAAAUGAGUAG